AUGAGGCAGGACGAUGCGCAGACGUCGGGAGCCCAACCCUUCUUCCACCAGGACACCAAGGCCGUGGCCUUGCGUCUGCUGUCCGCCCUCCGUCGUCCGUCCCAGAGGCAGACAUCCGUGAAGAAGUACACGGUGACGACGACAACAACAACGACGACGGCGACACCCCAGAAGCCGGUGAACCUGCCCUCGCCGCAAAUACCCAAGGAUGCGUGGGACUCCCACAUGCAUGUCAUCGACAACAGAUACCCCCUGGCCCCGGACGCUGCGUACCGGCCCAACACGUUCACCGUUCACGACGCCCAGCGAUUCGAAGCUGGCGUCGGCAUACGCAACAUUGUCCUCGUGCAGCCCUCCAUCUACGGCCACGAUAACAGUUGCAUGCUCGAUGCCCUCCAGGCCCUCGGCUCGCACCGGGCCCGGGCCGUCGUCGCGUUCGACCCCGAGACAACCUCCCACGAGCAGCUCCUCGCCUGGCACGAGAUGGGCGUCCGGGGCGUCCGUCUCAACAUCUGCUCGUACGGCAAGCAGGUGGAGCCGGGUGACAUUGAGCGUCUGCUCAGGCAGUACGCGGACGCCGUGCGCCCGUUGAACUGGGUUGUGCAGGUCUACAUCCCCAUGGCCCUCAUCUCGCAGCUCGAGCCCAUUGUGCCCACGCUCAACGUGCGGUUCUGCAUAGACCACCUCGGCCAGCCGGACCUCGACGACGCCACCACCUGUGAUCCCUACCAGAUCCCGGGCUUCGCGUCGCUGGCGAGGCUUCUGCAGGGCGGCCACGUCUUCGUCAAGCUGUCUGCCCCAUACAGGCUGAGCAGGCUCGACGACCAGCGCGACCUCGAGCCCGUGGCCAAGGAGGUCAUCCGGCUGGGCGGGAAAAGUCGCGUGGUGUUUGCCACAGAUUGGCCCCACACGCGGUACGAAGGUCUCGACAUUAGACCGUGGAUAGAAAAGGUGAUCAAGUGGUGCGGUAACGAUGGCGUGCUGGUGGAUAGGCUGUUCAGGGGCAACGCGGAGGAUUUGUGGAGCGUAACGAGACACGUGUAA
This is a messenger RNA of Emericellopsis atlantica, 1044 nucleotides long. RefSeq names its product amidohydrolase. Bases 1 to 1044 code for a protein of 347 amino acids. Gene Ontology annotation, molecular function: hydrolase activity. The record is from RefSeq and is a predicted model, not a curated record. NCBI's taxonomy places the organism in Eukaryota, Fungi, Ascomycota, Sordariomycetes, Hypocreales, Bionectriaceae. The transcript has a single exon.